UUGUUCUGAAAGUUCACCUUUUCUACUAGGAUAUCAUCAUUACUUUGAGCGUUUCAUGUUUCAACAUCUCUUUUUCAACUCUGAUCCUCUGUUAUUUCGCCAUUUUUCGUUGUGGUUCUCACUGUCCGCCGACACGAGGUUCUUCUUCUAUUUCAUCGAGGUGUUCACGUUUUCCGUUAUUGAGCGCUGUUUCGUUCUGCAUUUCCUGUACUCGUACUGUGGUCUGCAUUUUGAACAGAGUUAAAACUGUGCAGCUAAAAGGAUCUCGAGUGAUUAAGACCUGUCCAGUCUAUGGAACGGCAUUUAGAGCUUCUGAGGAAUUCAAGAGAUUAAUCCUUUGGAAUUUUUGUAAAGACCAUGUUACCCCAAGCAAGGCAUAGGGCAAUUAAGCAAGGCAGGUUUAAACCUGAAAAGUCUAAUUUGUCAUAUGCUGAUCUUCAUCAUGAAGUUCUGAAAGGUGGAGACGUGUCAGUUGAUUCUUCACUGAAGCACACAAAACAACAUACUGAUCUCAAGGCAGAUAAAGAAGAUGAGCUUGUGAAGUACAUGUCACAUCUACCAAGUUACCUGGAGAGAGGAGCAAACCCCCAAGAAAAAGUUUUAAAUGUUGGGGUCCUUCCGUGGGGGCGCCUUGAAAAAUGGCAGUGUAGCAAUAAACAGAUCUUAUAUAGAAGUAUCUCUUCACCCAGUAGCAACACAUCUUCCUCGUUUUCGACAGAUGAAUCAUCAGCACGUUCGAGCAGAGGUCAUAGUUGGUCUCCUGCCAGUCAAAGGUUACAACCUCCUUCCCUGCAGACUCAUCUGAUGUCAGUCCCUGUAGAAGGCCAUUUUCCAUUUGAAAAAACUUCCAGGGGAAGUGUUGGAAAGCUUCAAGAUCCCAAGGCUUCAGAGAGCACCAGCUUCGCGGCUCACGGAAAAUUCAAGAGAGAAGGUAAAUCAUUUUGCAAAACUAAUCCGCGAAUGAAGUUUGAAAAAUGCAAGAGAAUGGAAAUAGUCCCAAAGAUUAGUUCAGCAAGUUCAAUAGUGCCAAAUGGGGUAAAAGAUUAUGCGGCAUCAUAUGACAAGGUGAAAAUGAAGAACCAAGUUGGUGAAGUUCUGAAGAAAGUUGAGAAGUUUGAAGAAGUUAUUCCAAACGGGGAUAAAGUAAUUGUCACUGAAAAAAGAAACACAGUUGUCCUCCUUUUGCCAGGAGAUCUGCCCAACAUGGAUCAUUCAGGAGAAGGGGACCUUUCUAAUUUAGCAGCAAAGUCAAGUCAAAAGAAGCAGAACCUAGACAGAGGACCUUCCUGGAAACAUCUAAAGAGGUUCAACAUGCAGCAGUCAGCUCCAAUUUCCAUCAUUCAGGCCCAUUGCCUUAUGAGCUUGAUGACAGUGAACAUUUUCAGAUUAAAGUGACGGGUUUCAAUUCAAGUGGAAACAACAUUCCAUCAGAAAGAUCUCAUUCUGUACCUCGUGCAACAAGGAUUGAAUCUAAUUCUUCCAGAAGCAGAAAUCUAGAGGAGAGAAGGUCAAAUGAAACAACCGUAAAGCCUAAUGCAAAUGAGGCUUGGAAAGGAUCAGACGCUAAGGGAAGCAAGGCUGCAUAUGAAAAAGUACGAAGCACUUCACCUUCUGUCGUUUUAGCUUCAGCAUGGGUAAGGCUGGCAAAGUUUCUUGGCCAAAGAGGGUACUUCUAUACCUCAGGCAGGUUUAACACAUGAUUCUGUCAAAUCAGAUUUACAAAAUCCUCAGAAUGCUGUUUCUUUUGGUGUUGAUACUUGUUGUGGUGACAAACUCAAUGCUAAAAGCAGAAGCAGGUCCAGUCCUUUGAGAAGAUUAUUAGACCCGCUUCUAAAACCAAAGGCAGUUAACUGUCGCAAUUUUACCAACCAAUUGCAGGACUCA
Messenger RNA from Hibiscus syriacus, 1884 nucleotides. RefSeq lists its product as uncharacterized. Lineage: Eukaryota; Viridiplantae; Streptophyta; Magnoliopsida; Malvales; Malvaceae. The transcript has 2 exons. Bases 358 to 1395 code for a protein of 345 amino acids. The record is from RefSeq and is a predicted model, not a curated record.